Molecule: messenger RNA, 1023 nt
Organism: Symbiodinium necroappetens
Lineage: Eukaryota; Dinophyceae; Suessiales; Symbiodiniaceae
Source: the annotation of a GenBank genome assembly
AUGCAGAAGCCCCAAUCCCUGGCGCAGCGACGCCUGGCGCGCACUGCACGGCAUGUCCAGGCACCGCCGGUCGGGCCAGCAGCCGAAAAUCCCGGCAGCGAAAAGGCGCCGACUGCUCCGCCUCUGCCGUCGAAAGAAGGAAGUGGCAGCUCAGGCUCCGUGCGGAAGCCUGCAGAGGAGGAGCCCGGCGAGCCAGCGGUGAUCGCCAUGCUUGAAAAUCCAGCAGAGGAUGCUUUGCCCCGCGCAGCGGUGGUGGAGAUCUUCGCACGACACGACCUCAAAGUCGUGUGGGCCAAUGAGGAUCAUGCCUGGCACGACUGCGAGAAUGCCACGGUUCUUGUCACGGUGAAAAGGCGUGUGGACGAGUCGAUGCUCGCGACUUUGCCGAAGCUCCGACUGGUGGCCGUAGCUUUCACAGGCUAUGACCAUGUGGAUCUGGAGGCGUGCAGGCAGCGGGGUGUAAAUGUGGCCAACGUACCAGGCUACUCCACAGAUGGCGCUGCAGAGCUCUGCUUUGGCUUGAUUUUUGCAUUGCUGCGGCACAUUCCAAUGGCCCACCAGCAUGUGCGCUCAGGGAAGUGGUCCUGGCCCCCGGGAAACGAGCUCAGCGGACGACGCCUGGGGAUUGUUGGUACAGGCCAGAUUGGCCUGCGAGUGGCCGAGAUCGGCAAGGCUUUUCGUGUCUCCAACGUCAUUGGCUAUGAUCCCAUCAGGAACGACAAAUUCUCCGCAAUAGGCGGGGAAUACGUUCAGUCCCUGGCGACGAUCUUCCUCCACUCUGAUAUCAUCGUGAUCGCCUGUGCGCUCACGGCGGCCUCCAAGGGGAUGGUCAAUCGAAGGAUGCUGAAGCUGCUGCGCCCCGAUUCCAUCUUGAUCAACUGUGCCAGAGGUGCCAUCAUUGACCAGAAGGCGUUGACAGAAAUGCUGAAGGAAGGCCGCUUCAGAGCUGGCCUCGACGUCUACGAGGGCCUCGAGGGGGAAGAGCUACCGCCGAACCACCCUUUGCGUUCCGUGCCCGAGAGC